AUGGUCAUUGACAACAAGGAUCAUGUUAUACAGAUCAAGUCUGCAGCAUUUGGCUUAAUUUCAAUUCAACUUGAUGAGUCGACUAAUGCGACAUCGUGUUUCCAGAUGCUAGUGUUUGCAAGAAAUGUUUACUCAGUUUCUCUUUUUUCUCUCCCCUCCCGAGGAAGGAACUCCAGAGUGAAGACGGCGUUGAUUACCUGGUUGUUGCGUUAUCGCCGAAAUCCUGCUGUCUCGACUGAGCACAAGAUAUUCAUCUUGAUUUUCCUUGAGGCGUCGGAGAGUGAUGAACAUGAGUCUGGUGCACUAGUGGUCAAGAGUGGAGCGCCUCUACACUGCCCUAAGCUCUCAGCUUGCAGUUUCCAGCUCACCUACCAGGAGAUCGUCAUCUUCCAGUCCAGCGAGUUGGUUUCACUGUGUGUGGUGAUAAGAGGGCAAGCUGUUAUGGAGCCAGCAGUGAUCACAGCCAUGCUGUCAUGGAGUCAGCAAUGAUGAUCACAGCCAUGCUGUCAUGGAGUCAGCAGUGAUGAUCACAGCCAUGCUGUCAUGGAAUCAGCAGUGAUGAUCACAGCCAUGCUGCUAUGGAGUCAGCAGUGAUGAUCACAGCCAUGCUGUUAUGGAGUCAGUAGUGAUGAUCACAGCCAUGCUGUCAUGGGGUCAACAGUGAUGAUCACAGCCAUGCUGUCAUGAAGUCAGCAGCGAUUUCUACCACAUACAGGAAUAGUCAACUGACGAUGUAGUAAUCACGUUAUAAAAUAAUGUUGUGAACAUAAACGCGAACAAAAAGAUACAACGAUGCCUAAAAAACGCGAGAGCUUC
Cherax quadricarinatus is the source of this 816-nucleotide messenger RNA. Lineage: Eukaryota; Metazoa; Arthropoda; Malacostraca; Decapoda; Parastacidae. The record is from RefSeq and is a predicted model, not a curated record.